CUCACGGCAUGAAGGCCACUCUGUUGCCACUUGAGGAGCACCUGUCGGGUCAUUUUCCAUUGCACUGGUCCCAAGACGGGCGAGAGAUCUAGGAGCAUGCAACGCCGACUGCAAAGCUUGCGCAUGGACGGCUACGCGACGCAGUGCCACGCGCUCUACGUCGGCGCCAAGCUCGUCUACCGCGUCACGAUCCAGACCGCGAUUGCACCAAAUGCAACGUGGGUUGCCGGCGUGAGCAAGGCCAAGCUCGAGGCUUUCCGCGUCCAGCUCGCGCGUCUCGUCGAGGCCAUGCACACCGACCCGACCGAGCCGUGGAGCGCGGACGGCCACAUUGAACGCCUUCUGGAGCACGUGCUCGACAUUGCGACCAAGCUCCACGCGACGACGUUUGCGGCCAGCACCGACGACGACCGCGACCUCGUCGAGCGCUUUGUGUUCGAAGUGCUUUCGGCAUACACGCUGCUCACGAGCCUCGAGGUCGCCGACGUGAGCGCGUCGGCCUUGGCCAACCAAGUACUGCACUUUUACGUGAUUUUGCGCGAGUUUCUCAUGAUCCCGGACGAUGUCACGAGCGCCCGCAACCGGCUCGCGAUCGCGGUGAUGAACCUCACUGACAUUGAGCCGCCGACGGCGCUCGGCGGUGGCUGUAGCAUCUGCCUUGAACCAUGGCAACACGCGAAUGUGCCCGCGCUGGCAACUGUCCAGCUACCGUGCGGCCACGUGUACCACGAAGAAUGCGUUAUCGAAUGGAUACGCCAGAACGCCAACUGCCCCGUCUGCCGCGCGGUCAUUGGACCUGUUCCGUAGAGCGCUGGUGGUGGUGCUAGCAUCAAUAAGUAUUUAUGUAUAUUGUCAACAAAUUUAGGUUGCCUGAUUGCGCUUGACAA
Saprolegnia diclina VS20 is the source of this 887-nucleotide messenger RNA. RefSeq lists its product as hypothetical. Bases 97 to 807 code for a protein of 236 amino acids. The transcript has a single exon. Gene Ontology annotation, biological process: ubiquitin-dependent protein catabolic process. Gene Ontology annotation, molecular function: ubiquitin protein ligase activity. NCBI's taxonomy places the organism in Eukaryota, Oomycota, Saprolegniomycetes, Saprolegniales, Saprolegniaceae. The record is from RefSeq and is a predicted model, not a curated record.